GAGCCGGCGCCGCAGCCACCGAGCCUCGUCCUCCGACCGCCCCGCGCCCCGCGUUCACCAUGAAGACACCUGGCGAGGUACUGCGCGAGGGCGAGCUGGAGAAGCGCAGCGACAGCCUGUUCCAGCUGUGGAAGAAGAAGCGCGGCGUGCUGACGCCCGACCGUCUGAGCCUCUUCCCCGCCGGGCCCGGCGCGCGGCCCAAGGAGCUGCGCUUCCACUCCAUCCUCAAAGUGGACUGCGUAGAGCGCACGGGCAAGUACGUCUACUUCACCAUCGUCACCACCGACCGCAAGGAGAUCGACUUCCGCUGCGCCGGCGAGAGCUGCUGGAACGCGGCCAUCACGCUGGCGCUCAUCGACUUUCAGAACCGCCGCGCCCUGCAGGCCUUCCACAGCCGCCAGGAGCGCGCGGCCCCCGCGCCCGCCGAGCCCCGCGCGCCUUGAGCCGCCGGUGAGGGCGCCCGCCUGGCCGCUUCAGCUCCACACGUCGGGAGAGCCCUGCCCUCCGUGGGAGCGCCCCAGAGAACCCGGCGGGGCCUUGGGGGACCCGCAGCCCAGCGCCGACCCUCCGCGCCUCUGGCUCCCGCCCCGCUGCUGACCCCCCUCUCCCCACAGGAGCCCGAAACUGGGCGAGUCGGGCCGGAGCCCGCUGCCUGGCCGCGAGCAGGAGCCGAGGGGGCCGGGACGGCGGAAACACGGCGGCCGCCCACCGCCGAAGCCGCCGGAAGGAGGACUGUCCAGUGCCGAGCCGCGAGCCGCGAGCCUCGCCCCGCUGCGCGGGCGCGUUAAAUUAUUCAUACGUUUAUCUAUUUAUUUUUAUGGUUAUUUGUCGUCAAAGUGGUCUUAGUGUUUUGUUUUUGCAUCAAUGUGUCCAUUCCAAAUAAAUAACCUGACCUGUUCCAUUUUCUACCA
Molecule: messenger RNA, 911 nt
Organism: Loxodonta africana (African savanna elephant)
Lineage: Eukaryota; Metazoa; Chordata; Mammalia; Proboscidea; Elephantidae
Gene: PHLDA2
Product: pleckstrin homology like domain family A member 2
Exons: 1
Coding region: 60-443 (127 amino acids)
Biological process (GO): positive regulation of apoptotic process; placenta development
Molecular function (GO): phosphatidylinositol phosphate binding
Source: RefSeq, a predicted model, not a curated record